AUGGUCAAGGACUUUCAUGUGGCCAAUGACUCCGACGCUUCUUUCUACGCCGGAAUCCUGGUCUCGGCCUUUUCUCUCGCCGAGGCCCUCACCGGGAUGUUUUGGGGUAAUCUCUCCGACCGCAUCGGCCGCAAGCCUGUCCUGAUCUCUGGAUGCUUCGGUACAAUGGUGUCGCUUCUCCUGGUGGGCUUCGCUCCCAACUUCUGGGUUGCCUUGUUCGGGAGAGCCCUCGGAGGCGCACUGAAUGGAAACAUUGGCGUCAUCCAGACCAUGGUCGGAGAAUUGGUCAAGCGACCAGAACAUGAGCCUCGAGCCUAUGCUGUGAUGCCUUUUGUCUGGUCAAUCGGUACCAUUGCAGGGCCUGCGCUGUCCGGCAUUCUGGUCAAGCCGGCAGAGGGAUUUCCAUCCUGGUUCGCUCGGGACGGCUUGUUUGGUAUCUACCCUUACCUGUUGCCCAAUCUUGUCUGCGCCAUCCUGCUCCUCCUGAGCAUUAUUCUCAGCUGGGUCUUCUUGCAGGAGACUCACCCUGACAUGCAGCCAUUGGAUGGUACUGCCAAGUUCAACUGUACAUCAGUGGAAAGUCCUCUGCUGGCGACUGCUGGUGCAACUGCCAAUGCAGGGGCAGAUCUGAGAGCGGAAUCGUAUGGAACCUUCAACGAAAUCCAUCUCCAUAGAGAUGAGGACUGGAUGGUGCGGUCUGAUGGCUCCAAACCGGAAGCCAUCCCUCAGAAACAGACAAUCUUUACGUGGCGGGUUACCAUGCUGGUCGUCGCCUUGGCCAUCUUCACCUAUCAUUCGAUGACCUUUGACCACCUUCUGCCCAUCUUCUUGCAAGACAAACACGCAGACAGUGUUUCGAUAUUGAAGCAGUCGGCUUUCAACUUCCCCGGUGGCCUUGGCCUAUCAAUUCGGACGGUAGGCUUCAUUAUGUCCACGGACGGCAUCAUCGCUCUCGUCAUUCAGAGUGUCAUCUUUCCCGCGUUGGCGCAUUAUCUGGGGGUGUGGAAGCUUUUCGUGAUUGUGACCGUGCUCCACCCGGUGGCCUAUUUCAUGGUCCCAUUCCUCAUCUUCGUUCCCCAGAAGCUUCUAUUCGUCGGGAUCUACACAUGUCUGGCUGUCCGAAAUCUGCUGUCCAUCAUCGACUAUCCGGUCUUGCUGAUCCUGAUCAAGCAAGCAAGCCCGUCCGACUCAGUCCUCGGGAAGAUCAACGGUCUGGCCGCUUCUGCAGGAGCCGCAUCCCGCACCAUCGCCCCGCCAGUUGCUGGGUAUCUGUACAGCACGGGGUCGGAAAUUGGAUUCACCGCCCUUGCCUGGUGGGGAAGUGCGCUUGUCGCCAUUAUCGGUGCCGUGCAGCUGUGGUUUAUUGAGCAGAAGAAACAUGCAUCGGUCUCGGUCCAGCCUGUCGCACACUGCCAUUACAUUGCAGAAGACUCCCACGACCAUAAGGAGACCGUCCAUAUCAUCGUGACCGAUGUUGACGGAAAUACAGAAUCCGCAUGA
Messenger RNA from Aspergillus terreus NIH2624, 1500 nucleotides. RefSeq lists its product as uncharacterized. Gene Ontology annotation, biological process: transmembrane transport. Bases 1 to 1500 code for a protein of 499 amino acids. The transcript has 2 exons. Gene Ontology annotation, molecular function: transmembrane transporter activity. NCBI's taxonomy places the organism in Eukaryota, Fungi, Ascomycota, Eurotiomycetes, Eurotiales, Aspergillaceae. The record is from RefSeq and is a predicted model, not a curated record.